This is a messenger RNA of Gamsiella multidivaricata, 1052 nucleotides long. RefSeq names its product large-conductance mechanosensitive channel. The record is from RefSeq and is a predicted model, not a curated record. The coding region runs from base 125 to 1027 and encodes 300 amino acids. Lineage: Eukaryota; Fungi; Mortierellomycota; Mortierellomycetes; Mortierellales; Mortierellaceae. Gene Ontology annotation, cellular component: membrane. Gene Ontology annotation, biological process: intracellular water homeostasis; monoatomic ion transmembrane transport. Gene Ontology annotation, molecular function: mechanosensitive monoatomic ion channel activity. The transcript is spliced from 6 exons.
GUCUAUUUUUUCAUCGCAUUCCCCAUCCCUCCCCAUCAUCUCUUUCUCUCUCUCCAUCCUUGCGAUCCUCAUUCAUUCGAACUCAACCACCUUUCUUUUCUCCUCUCACCUGUGCCUCUUCACUAUGAGCAACUACAACAGCUCCUACAAUAACAAUAACAACGACAAUCACCAAAACUUGGGUCAGGUCCAGUCCCUGUCCUCAUAUGAGCAGCAGCCACAGGAGGAGCAGUUCAGUGAGAAGCAGGAUAGCACUAAGGUUAAGAGGAGGACGUUGAACCCCGUGAGGGCGAUGUCCCAAGGUACCCAGGUUGUUGUAGGUGGAGUUACUCAAGGAGCUCAAGUCGUGAAGGGUGGUCUUUCCUCUGUUGAGAAAGGUGUCACACAAGUGGGCACAAAGCUUACCAAGGUUCCUGGGAUCAGCACGGGCGUUUCGUUCUUUGCUGAUUACCGCAAGUUCAUGGAUCGAGGCAAUGUCAUUGACCUGGCAGUUGCUGUUGUUAUUGGUGCUGCUUUCACUGCUAUUGUCACCAGUUUGGUAACUGACAUUAUCACGCCUCUGAUCGCCCUCGCUACGGACAAGAACCUGGAAGAGAACUUUAUCGUCCUGCGCUACAAUCGCGAGAAUGGUACUUCGGAAGCAAUGGUACCUCCUGCCACUAGACAGCAGGCAAAGGAUAGCGGCCACAUUACUUGGAAUUGGGGCAACUUUUUGCAAACAGUCAUCAACUUCUUUAUCGUCUCCGCAUGUAUCUUCCUCAUUGUCAAAGUGUACGAGAUGGGCCGUAACAAGACGAAGGAUGUAACGGAAAAGAAGUGCGACUACUGCCUCAGGAGCAUUCCCUUGAACUCGGUCCGAUGCCCCAACUGCACGACAUGGCUUGAUUGGGAUGCAUGCUCCAAGACUGCAAAUAUGGAGCGCAUGGCCGCAACUGCAGCAGCAGCGCCCAUUGUCCCAGGAGGACCCACGGCGCAGGCGCCCUAUGCGAGCUACCCUGCAAACAAUAAUGUUAUCACCCAUCCUUGAGAGUUAGCAAAUAAAAUCAGCGAAU